ACUCCGCCCUUCAGUCCCCCGGUGAGGACAGCUUCCGUUACAGACAGACACGUUAGAGAUUCUCCGCGAUUUCGGGGAUCAUUAGCGGUUAUUUAUCCGGUCGUUUUAUAUUCGGAACAUUUUUGGGGGGAUUUUGGUUUAUAAAAGGGAAAACACCACUUCUGGAAGAAACAACGAACAAGAGUUUUAUCUCGAAACUGAUUCAACUUUCACCCGUUUUCUGGAGGAACGGAACGGAACGGGGAUCUAGGAAGUGUUUCGUUUCCAGUCAAAUAAAAACCGAGAGAAAUAAAAAAUAAAGAAAUAAAGAAAGGACAAGAAGAGUUUAUUUUCCCUGUAAAAGUUUUUUAAAACCGCAGACAGACGAGACUUGUUUAAAAAAAAAAGAGUCUCAUCAUCAGAAUAGUUGAACAAGUUACCGACGUCCACAUCCGGUUGGAUUAAAGAACAGCUGCUGUCUGACUCAGACUAAAACACAUCCCGGACCGGGGACUUGGAGCGGUCAUGUGUGACGGGCGUGGCGUGGCGGAGGAUUUAUCCCGGGUUUACCUGUGUCUGCGUGUUUGUACAUGAAGAUGUUUUUUUUUUGAGUCUCCACUGGGAGAUUAACCCGUGAUAAUCUCACAGAGAGACAUUUCACAUUCAGUCUGGAACAAUUUACUUCCGCUCUAUUGUAUUGUGUAGUGUGGUGUGUUUUUACAACACGACGAGACGCACCCGACUCCCUUUUGGACGAGCCGGUACUUUAUAUGGUGCUACCGAUUAAUAACCCGUCGGUCUGUCUCGGGUUUCUGUCGGGUUUUUCAGGAGAAAAGUUGUAUUUAUUUAGUGUUUUAUGGGAACACGUCGUGGGAAACACGGAUACCAAUACAACAUGAGACAGUUGAACUCUUUCGGAGAAAAAAGGUUUUGAUUAAAAAAAUCUCCCGGGUGAUUUAACCCGUCAUGUUCUUCAGUAACACUCCGCUCUGUAAUAUUUAUUGCGUUAUAUAUUAUUGAUCCGUCCGGGAUUUGAUCAGUCAGGUAUUGAUCAAGUGUAGAGGCCAUGGCUCUGUCUCAGGUACAGUGUCUAGAUGAGCAUCACAUCAACUGGCGUGUGACCGAGUCCAAACCAGAGUUUUUCUACAGCGAGGACCAACGUCUCGCUUUAGAGGUUCUGCUAACCGGUGGACGAGAUGCCUUCAACAGCUACCUCAGUGACCACGAUCUACGACACUUCCUGUCCGAACCGGAGACCUUACGGCUGGAGGGCACCGUGGUGGUCUACCGGCCCGGGAACGAGGCGGGAGCGAACGACCCGUCCGCGAAGGAGUACGACGGAGGAAACGGACCGCUGUCGUUACAGUACUGGCCCGACCGCUCUGAAGGUUCUAUACCCGACCUGGAUCUGGGCUGGCCCGACGCCGCGUCGUACAGAGGAGUGACGCGGGUCAACGUGCACACGCAGCCACCGGCUGAUGGUCAAACGCACAUCAAGGAAGUGGUUCGGAAGAUUAUAGCCCAGGCUCAGAAGGUAGACUACACACAGGACAGUCUACAGACUAUAGCCCAGGCUCAGAAGGUUAUAGCUGUAGUGAUGGACCAGUUCAGUGACGUCGACAUCUUUAGGGACCUGUUAGACGCGGCCUAUAAGAGAAGAGUUCCUGUCUACAUCGUCAUGGAUACGGCUGCCGUUUCCUGCUUCCUGGACAUGUGUUCUAGGGCCAACAUGCACCGGGGACACCUCAAGAACCUGCGCGUGCGACACAGUGAAGGAGUUGAGUUCUACACUCGAUCGGCCCAGAAGGUCCGAGGUUCCCUCAGUCAGAGAUACAUGCUGGUAGACGGAGACAGAGCCGUGACCGGGUCAUACAGCUUCACGUGGUCGGCGUCUCGUCUGGACCGGAACCUGAUCACUGUUCUGAGCGGUCAGGCAGUUGAGACGUUCGACAGACAGUUCCGUGACCUCUACAUGACCUCUAGGGGCGUGUCCCUCGCCAAGGUCCCGCUGGAGGAGGAGCCUAUCCCUGACCUCACCCCCGUCGUCGUCACCCCGGCGCCUGUCUCCGCGGCCGUUGCUAGGAAACUAAUCAACCCUAAAUACGCCCUGGUUACGUCACAGGCUAAAGCUAACAAUGCUAGCCCAGCUAGCUCCGCUAACGACUCCGGCAACAAGAACUCCACAACCCAAAAUCCACUGGGACGGGUUCUAAAGCCUGCCAGAGAGCCAGUCGAGGCCCCGCCACUCCACCCGGGACUAGCCAAUCUGGAGAAGGCGUACCUGAUCCAAUACCUGCCCACCUGGCCCGAGCCAGACCCUCCCCGCGACGUGAUUGGCUUCAUCAACGUGAGAGAUGCGUCCCGCCCCCAACAGGUCCACCUCCAGAGAAGUCAACAGUUUGAGACCAGCCAGGCCAUCAGAUUCAGCUCUCCCUUCAGUGUGCCUGAGAAACCCCUACCUGAGACUGCUACUCUACGGAAUACACAGCACGACAAACAUGCACCUGACACUCAGCACCCUGAUACACAGAAACCUGAUACACAGAACCCUGAUACGCCUGGUACACAGAACCCCGGUACACGGAACCCUGAUACGCGGAACCCUGAUACGCAGAACCCUGAUACACAGAACCUUGGUACACAGAACCCUGAUACGCCCGGUACACCCCCCUCCGCCCCUCCAGUCCCUAAACCUCGCACCCUGCAGCUCCUCAUUGGCCCUGCCCAGUCACACCAGUCUGGCCAACCACAGGUCAGCCUGGUCCCCAGGACCGAAAGCCAAUCAGGGACACCGCCUGCCUCCAUCAGCCAAUCAGAAACACUGAUGGAUACCAAGUCCCGCCCUGGACAGAGAGAUGAGGAGGAGGAGGAGGGGCUCGAGGAGGAGGAGUGGCUAGAGGAGGAGGAGUGGCUGGAGGAGGGGCUAGAGGGGAGGCGGGGCAGCAGUAGUCAUGACGAUAAUGGCAGCGCCACGGCGCUAUGUGACCAGACAGCCAAUAACACGUCGUCUGAUGACUUAUACUACGAGUGCAACGAAUCAGACCCCACAGAAUCCUCGCCGGUGGCCAAUGGGGUAACGGCAGAGUUGGGCCGGGUUGACGAGGGUCAUCGUCAUGGAAACGGGGUCAAUGUGAUGGCGAGGUUCUCCCAGAGCAUGCUGGACCUUCGGCCUGACAGCCAAUCAAACGACAGGAGAGUUCUAAUGAGCCAAUCACAGGACCGAAGGGCUCAACAGACACGGUCACACAGACACAUCGGACAGUUGUUUCAGAGCUCCAGGUCGCCAGGUCGUGAUGGGCGCCAGAGGGGCAGGGCUAAAGUCGUCAUUGCCAAACCAGGAAGUGUCCACCGCUCGCCACUAGCAUCGUGCCCUGUGAUCGGAGGACAUCGCUACUUGCAGGGCCAAUCACUGCAGCCCUCCGAUACUCGCUCCAGCCGGUCGCCACGACGACACAGCCCUGCCUACAAAGGGUCGGGAUUUCCCCCUGGCCACGCCUCCCCACGUCGAGCAUCCAAUCCGGCAGGAGCUAUGGGCGUGUCCUUCUCCAAACUGACCAAUCAACUACUGAGGGGGCAGUAUAUAGCCUCACAGACGAUAGCGUCGCUUGACAACAAGGAGGUCGGCUAGGAUUGGCUAAUGUAUGGACCAAUGGGACGGCUAGCAGGAAAUUAAACAGACAAUGUAACUGGAUGUUGUUGUUUUUUUAUGUUCCUCUGAUUGGUUGCUCUGACCAGAUCAUGCGUCUGGUUGGUUGCUCUGUCCAGAUCAUGUGUCUGAUUGGUUGCUCUGACCGGAUUAAUAACUUGACUGGAUGUUUCUCUAUCUUUUAUUAAAGAAUGUUAUCUGAAUGUUGAAAAUUAGACUGGAUGAACGGAGAAUAUUGUAGAUGAACAUGAUGCAGUAACUCAGGGUUACCAAGAUUCCCCCUACUACAACGUGAUGGACCCCAAAAUAGAUUCACUCUACUACAACGUGAUGGACCCCAAAACAGAUUCACUCUGCUACAAUGUGAUGGACCCCAAAACAGAUUCACUCUACUACAACGUGAUGGACCCCAAAACAGAUUCACUCUGCUUCAACGUGAUGGACCCCAAAACAGAUUCACUCUACUUCAACGUGAUGGACCCCAAAACAGAUUCACUCUACUACAACGUGAUGGACCCCAAAACAGAUUCACUCUCCUACAACGUGAUGGACCCCAAAACAGAUUCACUCUACUACAGCGUGAUGGACCCCAAAACAGAGGAUAAGUUUAGCCUCUCGCUUCAUAUUCUUAGUUUUCGCAGAAGUCGUUCUGCUGUUUACUUGGUGCAUCGCUGACUCUACCUUUAACUAACCUUGUCUGGAUGUUUAUCUACUGUAACAUGAAUUGAAUGUUUUGACAAGACAUUUGCCAGGUACUUUUUGAAUGUUUGACAGAAAUUUUAUUUCAGUAUUUUUUUAUUUUUUUACAUGGGCUUUUUUCCUGGCCAAUGGGGCGAUCUGGACGUUUUGUUGAAACAUUAAGAUUUUAAGGAUCUUUAUUAGAUUUUUUUUCCUCUGUUUGCGAGGUCUGUCCUCUCCAGGCCUCCGUAGUCUGACCAGCUAGGUUUAGCUGGGCUGGAGAGACUCUGGGUGGCAUAACGCUCACUCUGAUUGGUUACUGGGACAUUUUAAAUGUUUUUUUCUUCCAAAUGUUGUACAUGAACGUUGUUAAAACGUUAGGAGAAUGUUGUUGUUAAUAAAGUGAACUUGACUAAA
Messenger RNA from Salmo salar (Atlantic salmon), 4720 nucleotides. Its product is annotated as protein FAM83G. Lineage: Eukaryota; Metazoa; Chordata; Actinopteri; Salmoniformes; Salmonidae. The record is from RefSeq and is a predicted model, not a curated record. Gene Ontology annotation, molecular function: protein kinase binding. Gene Ontology annotation, biological process: signal transduction.